UAAGCGUUUCUCUUCCUGCUACGUCACAGUUUAGCCGCGUCUGUUGAACAGUCCACUUUUAUUUGGCGGGAUUGGACGCUGCAGAGCCUGCUUCCUCGUCUUGUUGGCACCAUGCAGUUUUCUAGCAAAAAACCCAGGGCUGUUACUGACCUCAAGGCUGAGCUCUAUUCACAGCCUCUGCAGUUCUACGCACAACCUCCACUGGAAAACAUCUCCCUCUCUGAAUUUGAGAGUUUUGCUGUUGAUAGACUGAAAUUGCUGAAGACUGUGGAGAAUUUGGGAGUCAGCUAUGUGAAACUAAAUGAUGACUACUUGAAAAAACUCGAUAAUGAGAUUAGAACGCUGAACUUUCCACAGGUUGGUGACGCUAAGGACCAGACCGAAAAACGCAGAAAAGACCACAUUUCGCACUUCAUUCUGAGACUGGCCUACUGUCAAACGGAAGAUCUGAGACGCUGGUUUAUUCAACAGGAAGUCGAUCUCUUCAAAUACCGCUUUAGAAAACUGGAUGGUGGUGAAAAACUAGAAUUUCUCCACAAGAAUAAUCUCCAGUACAAUACAAUUAGUGCUGAGGAGAAGGAUAAUCUGAGGGAGAAACUUACCAUCUCCAGCUCUGCUGCCAGUGGAGUCAAGGUGGAGGAACAGGAUUUCUACAAAGUUCCUUUUCAAGAUGCUCUCGACCUGGUGCGGACAAGAAAAGUGUACCUCAAAGAAGGCUAUGCAUACAUCCCUCACAACGAAAUCGUCACCAUUGUUCUCAACGAUUUCCGCACGAGGCUUUCUAAAGCUCUUGCAUUGACAGCCCGCUCCCUACCAGCGGUGCAUUCUGAUGAGCGUCUCCAACCGCUUCUUAACCACCUCAGCCAUUCCUAUUUGGGACAGGAUUACAGCGUCCAAAAAAAUGUUGGGAAAAUCUCCUUGGAGCAGAUCGAUUCACUUGCAGGGAAGUCCUUCCCGCUCUGUAUGAGGCAGCUCCACCAGGCGCUCAGAGACCAGCACCAUCUCCGCCACGGAGGCAGAAUGCAGUACGGUCUCUUCCUCAAAGGCAUCGGCCUCUCUUUGGAGCAGGCGCUGCAGUUCUGGAGGAUGGAGUUCAUACGAGGCAAAGUGGAUGCAGACAAGUUUGACAAAGCAUAUGCCUACAGCAUCCGCCACAUGUUUGGCAAAGAAGGCAAGCGAGCAGACUACACUCCCUACAGCUGCAUGAAGGUGAUUUUAUCAAACCCACCCAGCCAAGGCGACUAUCAUGGAUGUCCAUUCCGUCACAGUGACCCAGAACUACUGAAGCAGAAGCUUCAGUCCUAUAAAGUGUCUCCCAGUGGAGUCAGUCAGAUUCUUGAGCUGGUCAAAGGGAUGCAUUAUCAGCUGGCGUGCCAAAAAUACUUUGAAUUGACCCACAAUGUGGAGGACACCUCUUUCUCUCUCAGUCACCCCAACCAGUACUUCACAGAGAGCCAGAAAGUUUUGGGCGGAGGGAAAGAUGUGAAGCGAGAAACGGACACACUGCAGAGGCCACAGGAAAACUCUGCCGCCAGAGGAUUGACUGCAGCUCGAGAGCCAGCAGUAGACGAAUCCCAGCAUUUGGCUGAGAUAACAAAGAACCUGGAGACCGACUUUCAAGAUGCCUGAUUUCUGUUUUAAUCCAUGUGGAAAAGAGUGCUGGUUUGAGGGUCAGGUCUCUUGCUGAUUGAAAACUGUAUUAUCUGACUUGCUGAGUAAGAUCUUUUGAGUUGUUCUAGUCAGUCAUGCAGUGCCUUGUUCUUUCACAUAUUUUGCUGUGUUACAGUCACGAACGUCAAUGUAUUUUUUACUGGAAUUUUAUGUGAUUGUCCAACACAUUAAAAAUGAUUUUAAAAAAG
Messenger RNA from Poecilia latipinna (sailfin molly), 1859 nucleotides. It is a transcript of the gene prim2, whose product is annotated as DNA primase subunit 2. The coding region runs from base 112 to 1629 and encodes 505 amino acids. Gene Ontology annotation, cellular component: alpha DNA polymerase:primase complex. Gene Ontology annotation, biological process: DNA replication initiation; DNA replication, synthesis of primer. NCBI's taxonomy places the organism in Eukaryota, Metazoa, Chordata, Actinopteri, Cyprinodontiformes, Poeciliidae. The record is from RefSeq and is a predicted model, not a curated record. The transcript is spliced from 14 exons.